AUGCCGAGCAUGCAUGGUGCAAAUACUCACCCCAACCCCAGGCUGCUGCCACCAGUGUCUCCGCCGCCGUUCCAACCGUCGGUGAGAAAAAGCUCGCAAAAAUCCUCGCAAACCUCGGCAUUUGCGCGAGCACUGAAGCAUCUCCAAGUGGUUAGCACGAAUUCUCUGAAUCCGCAGCGUGGACCUUUCGAAUUCGUCCCGCCCAAUUGUGGGCGCAUGCAGGCGCAGGCUUUAAGGUCGGAUCUUGAAGUGCCAGUGUCGACCUUACCUACCUUAUCCAUCCGACAUCGCCCGAUUCAGAGUCCCCGACGGUUCUGGCGCUCUGGGUUGGUGAAGCAGAAAUCGCGCCCAAAACAGGACGGAAACGCCGCGCCGAGAAGCUAUUGGCCCCCGAACAAUUCUCAGCCGGCGUUGGAGGGACCGGUCAUCGAUAGUAAAGACGGAAACGAGCUCUCAUGCAAGCCCGUUGGUGCAAGACCCCGUCGAUCUAAGAGCCCGUCGAUGCUGAGCGAAUGCUGGAUUGGGGAGGGAAAUGUUGAGCGACAGAGCGAGUAUGGUGUAUAUAAGAGAGGGUGGGAAGGGGGGAAGGGAGGAGGGAGGGUGGUCCAGAUCGAUAGUCCUCUUGUGAGCCAUACUUCUGGCUUUCCUCCGCGUCCCGCGCGCGACUGCGUCUGGAAGGUCAGCUACAUGAUCCAGGCGGUAGCCUGCCCCCAGAAUAGAAUUUCCACCCUCGAGACUCCCAGGAAGCUUAUUGUCAGCACUGCUAUGGGGGUUCUUUCGCUUGGCGGGGGGAUCGUCCGCAAGGCUGAUGUACCGGUCAUCAGGAACAUGCGCAGGAGGAUCUUAGAUCCCCUGUUCGCUGCUCCGGACGCAGCUUAUGCGUCAACCCAGGACUCAGUCCAGAAAUCCAGUGGCCGCAUCCUCGCACACUCCCACUGGGUCCUGGCACAGAGGGUUUCCCCCACCCACUACACCAUCCACACCCUUCUACCCAACACGGGCACGCUCUCCCCCCGCACCGUCUCCGUUGACGAGGUCACACAGUCCGUGCAUCCCAGCUCGGGCUGCGUUGUGGCGUACAUCCCCGCCUCCGACGCCUUGGCGCUAGAGCAUGCUCUUCAAUCACUCACCUACCCCACACCCCCUUCAACACCCCCUCUCCCUUCCAGCCUGCACGACGACGACGACGACGAAGACUGUCCAUGCCACGCCCGUUGGCCAGACACUCUUCGUUCUUUACGUGACAUGACCCAUAACGACGACAUUCACUUUAUAAUCCGAGACGAAGAGGAGAUGCGUAAUGAGAUGGAGAAACGACAUGAGGAAUGGUCCUCAAGCACACGUUCUUUAUCGUUUAUUGAUUGGUUGGCUUCGGCCUGA
Molecule: messenger RNA, 1380 nt
Organism: Stereum hirsutum FP-91666 SS1
Lineage: Eukaryota; Fungi; Basidiomycota; Agaricomycetes; Russulales; Stereaceae
Exons: 8
Coding region: 1-1380 (459 amino acids)
Source: RefSeq, a predicted model, not a curated record